AUGGAUCUAUCUAUCUAUCUAUCUAUCUAUCUAUCUAUCUAUCUAUCUAUCCCGCCCACCAUUGGUUCCAAUCAUUCCUUUAUUCCGUUUCUUUCUCUUUACAUUUGUCUUCCUUAUUCUUCUUCUUCUAUUCCUUUUCCGUUUUCUUCUUCUUCCUUCACUUUCAUGUCACGCUUGUCUUCUGUGACUUUCAUGUCAAACUUGGCUUCCGUCACUUCCUUGUCAAAUUUGGCUUCCGUCACUUUCUUGUCAAACUUGGCUUCCGUUACUUUCUUGUUAAACAUUUCUUCCAUCACUUUCAUGUCACACUUGUCUUUCGUCACUUUCAUGUCACGCUCCUCUUCUGUCACUUUCUUGUCAAACUUGGCUUCCGUCAAUUUCUUGUCAAACUUGUCUGUCGUCAUUUUCAUGUCAAGCGUGUCUUUCGUCACUUUCAUGUCACAUUUGUCUUCCGUCUUUAAUGUCUCAUAUGUCAUUCGUCAUUUUCCUCUUACAUUUGUCUUCCUUGUCACUUCCUUGUCACACUUCCUUUUUCUUGUUCCUCUUGUCUUUCAUUCUUGUCUCGCACGUCUUCCUUUAUUUUCUUGCUUUCUUACUCUCUACUUUUGUCGCCUUCUUUUAACUCUUAAUAUUAUGUGUAUUCUUAAUAUCGUUGACUUUCGUUCCUUCAUUUUUUACAUUUUUUGUUGCCUUCUUGUCAUACUUGUAUUGCCUUCCUUUCCUGUUCUAUUCGUUUUGUCGUUGCCUUCUUGUCAUACUUGUAUUGCCUUCCUUUCCUGUUCUAUUCGUUUUGUCGUUGCCUUCUUGUCAUACUUGUAUUGCCUUCCUUUCCUGUUCUAUUCGUUUUGUCGUUGCCUUCUUGUCAUACUUGUAUUGCCUUCCUUUCCUGUUCUAUUCGUUUUGUCGUUGCCUUCUUGUCAUACUUGUAUUGCCUUCCUUUCCUGUUCUAUUCGUUUUGUCGUUGCCUUCUUGUCAUACUUGUAUUGCCUUCCUUUCCUGUUCUAUUCGUUUUGUCGUUGCCUUCUUGUCAUACUUGUAUUGCCUUCCUUUCCUGUUCUAUUCGUUUUGUCGUUGCCUUCUUGUCAUACUUGUAUUGCCUUCCUUUCCUGUUCUAUUCGUUUUGUCGUUGCCUUCUUGUCAUACUUGUAUUGCCUUCCUUUCCUGUUCUAUUCGUUUUGUCGUUGCCUUCUUGUCAUACUUGUAUUGCCUUCCUUUCCUGUUACACUCGUUUUUCCUUGCCUUCGUUCUUUUUAUUAUUCUGUUUCGUUCACGUUACUUGUGUCUUCAGUUUCUUCUUUUGAAAAUUCUUUCUUUCCUUUAUUGUUACGUUCGUGUUUCUUGUUACUUCUUUCUUUCCUCCCAAUGUUCUGA
Molecule: messenger RNA, 1371 nt
Organism: Acanthosepion pharaonis
Lineage: Eukaryota; Metazoa; Mollusca; Cephalopoda; Sepiida; Sepiidae
Source: the annotation of a GenBank genome assembly